AAAAUUCAUUGAAGCAAAUCAGAGAACGAAAAUUUAGUCGGUAUCAAACUAGCUAGUGAUGAGUCAUUUUAAUUGACCUUUUGGUUCCGUCCACCGAAAGCACCAAUUUCUGGAGCAUCUGCUGCAAAGUUUCCGAUUCCCUCACGGAACUCGCGGUUAAACAACACACGGAAGCAUAGUUAUUAAUUUGUGACAAACAAACAACAACAUUAAUUAUUAAAAGGAGCACAAGAGAGGGGGAUCAUUUUCUUUCUCUCCGUCUCUCUUCGUUGUUAUAGCAUAUACCCUGCGACGCUUAGGCUACUCUCGCCACCAUCAUUCGUCGUCGUUUGUCAUUUGUGAUUGUCGUUUCAGCUUCUUUCUCUCUUUCGCAAUUGGGGUAGAACAAGUCCGUCACGUCACCAUUGAUUUCAGAAACCACCCAGGUGGGGGAUUUUCUAUAUUUCCCCAUUGGGUGUCUUUUUUCAUCUUCAAAGUUUGAUUUUUCAGUGCUACCCUACUGCAACUGCAACAACUUCUCUCUUUCUUCGUAUAUUCCUCGUUGGUGAAAUAAACGUCUUUGUUUCCACGUGCAUUGGUUUUCUCUUCGUUUCCCGUAUUCUGAGAUGCCCCUUCUCUUCUCUUCUUCUACUCGUUGUUGUUGUUAUUCUCAAUCUGCUUCUUCUUCUUCAUCAUCAACACACUUUUUUCAAUAAUGGGUGUCGCACGUUUUUUCCAUGAUGUCCUAGGAUUGCCCGUGUUGGAACUUGCGACAAUCUGCAUGAACCUGACUUUUGUACUUUUGUUUCUCUUUGUUGUCUCGGUGAGGCGUGUUCUUGUGUAUGGGGGUGGAUUUCGAUUCGGUAAGGAUGGAAACAGCGGCAAUGCUAGCCCAAUUUGCAGUGUCAUUGAUGAAGAAACGCGUGGUGUUAGAAUCGGUGUGGGGUUCAAGUUGUCAGUGUUGUCUUGUUUCUAUGUUCUGUUUGUGAAUGUUUUGGCGUUGGGAUUUGAAGGGGGUGCUUUGAUUUGGGGUGAGGCUAAUGGGGAUGCUGACGUGGAUUUGUCUCUUCUUGCUGUCCCUGCUGCACAGGGUUUGGCUUGGUUUGUGUUGAGCUUCUCGGCCUUGUAUUGCAAGUUCAAGGUGUCAGAGAGGUUCCCAUUUUUGUUGAGAGCUUGGUGGUUUUUGUCCUUUGUUAUUUGCUUGUGUACUUUGUAUGUUGAUGGGAGAGGAUUUUGGGAGGAGGGUUCUGAACAUCUAUGUUCUCGUGCUGUUGCAAAUGUUGCUGUCACACCAGCUCUUGCAUUUUUGUGUGUGGUUGCAAUUAGGGGUGGUACUGGUAUAAGGGUUUGUGGGAACUCUGAUCUUCAAGAGCCAUUGCUUGUUGAUGAGGAACCGGGGUGUCUCAAGGUUACUCCUUAUAGAGAUGCUGGACUUUUUAGUUUGGCCACUCUUUCUUGGCUGAAUCCACUUCUUUCCAUUGGUGCUAAGAGACCGCUCGAGCUUAAGGAUAUUCCACUUGUUGCACCAAGAGAUAGAGCCAAGACUAGUUAUAAGGUUUUGAAUUCUAAUUGGGAGAGAUUGAAGGCUGAAAAUGAGAAUCCCUCUAAGCAGCCUUCGUUGGCUUGGGCGAUUCUCAAGUCAUUCUGGAAGGACGCAGCCCUGAAUGCCAUCUUUGCUGGUAUGAAUACUUUGGUGUCAUAUGUAGGUCCAUACAUGAUAAGUUACUUUGUGGAUUACUUGGGUGGCAAGGAGACUUUCCCCCAUGAGGGAUAUAUCCUUGCUGGUAUUUUCUUUGUGGCAAAGCUUGUGGAGACUGUGACAACUAGGCAGUGGUAUCUGGGAGUGGACAUCUUGGGUAUGCAUGUUAGGUCUGCUCUAACUGCAAUGGUAUAUAGGAAGGGACUUAGACUGUCAAGCUCAGCCAAGCAGAGUCACACAAGUGGGGAGAUUGUCAACUACAUGGCAGUUGAUGUUCAGAGGGUAGGGGACUACUCUUGGUACCUUCAUGACAUGUGGAUGCUUCCUAUGCAGAUUGUUCUUGCCCUUUUAAUUUUGUAUAAGAAUGUUGGAAUUGCUUCUGUUGCAACAUUGAUUGCUACAAUCAUUUCCAUUGUUGUCACUGUUCCUGUGGCUAGGGUGCAAGAAGAUUAUCAGGACAAAUUGAUGGCAGCUAAGGAUGAAAGGAUGAGAAAGACAUCAGAGUGUCUUAGGAAUAUGAGGAUUCUCAAGCUGCAAGCUUGGGAGGACCGAUAUCGAUUGAAGUUGGAGGAAAUGCGUGGAGUAGAGUUCAAGUGGCUAAGGAAAGCACUCUAUUCUCAGGCUUGCAUAACUUUCAUGUUCUGGAGCUCCCCUAUAUUUGUUUCAGCUGUUACUUUUGCUACUUCCAUAUUGUUGGGGGGUCAGUUGACAGCAGGUGGUGUUCUCUCUGCUCUAGCUACUUUCAGGAUUCUCCAAGAACCUCUGAGGAAUUUUCCUGACUUGGUAUCAACCAUGGCUCAGACAAAAGUUUCUCUUGAUCGCAUAUCUGCUUUCCUGCAGGAUGAAGAAUUGCAGGAAGAUGCGACUAUCGUCUUGCCACCUGGCAUUUCUAACACGGCCAUAGAAAUUAUGGAUGGUGUCUUCUGCUGGGACUCUUCUUUGCCAAGGCCUACUCUAUCGGGAAUACAUGUGAAAGUGGAAAGAGGGAUGACUGUGGCUGUUUGUGGCAUGGUUGGUUCCGGUAAAUCAAGUUUUCUUUCUUGCAUCCUUGGAGAGAUUCCCAAGCUGUCUGGUGAAGUAAAAGUGUGUGGUUCUGUUGCAUAUGUCUCCCAAUCUGCUUGGAUACAGUCAGGAAAUAUAGAAGAAAAUAUCCUGUUUGGCACCCCAAUGGACAAAGCAAAGUACAAGAAUGUUCUUCAUGCUUGCUCAUUGAAAAAGGACCUAGAACUUUUCUCACAUGGAGACCAAACAAUUAUUGGUGACAGAGGUAUAAAUUUGAGUGGUGGUCAGAAGCAGCGGGUUCAGCUUGCUCGAGCACUCUACCAAGAUGCUGAUAUUUACCUACUUGAUGAUCCCUUCAGUGCAGUUGAUGCCCACACUGGAUCAGAAUUAUUUAGGGAGUAUGUAUUGACAGCACUAGCAGAUAAAACAGUCAUUUUUGUGACCCAUCAAGUUGAAUUUCUUCCUGCUGCUGAUAUGAUAAUGGUUCUUAAAGAAGGCCACAUCAUACAGGCAGGAAAAUAUGAUGAUCUUUUACAAGCAGGAACAGAUUUUAAAACUCUAGUUUCAGCUCACCAUGAAGCAAUAGAGGCUAUGGAUAUUCCUAAUCACUCAGAAGAUUCAGAUGAAAAUGUACCCUUGGAUGACACUAUUAUGACCAGUAAGACAUCCAUUUCUUCUGCAAAUGAUAUUGAGAGUUUGGCUAAGGAAGUUCAGGAGGGAUCAUCAGAUCAGAAAGUAAUUAAGGAGAAGAAGAAAGCAAAACGCUCGAGAAAAAAACAGCUUGUUCAGGAAGAGGAGAGGGUUAGAGGUAGAGUCAGCAUGAAGGUGUACUUGUCAUACAUGGCUGCAGCAUACAAAGGUGUAUUGAUUCCACUCAUAAUCAUUGCACAAACAUUAUUUCAGUUCCUUCAGAUUGCCAGUAAUUGGUGGAUGGCUUGGGCAAAUCCUCAAACUAAGGGAGACCAACCCAAAGUAACUCCCACAGUUCUUCUUCUUGUUUACAUGGCCCUUGCUUUUGGCAGCUCAUGGUUCAUCUUUGUAAGGGCUGUUCUCGUGGCUACAUUUGGUCUAGCAGCUGCACAGAAACUAUUUUUUAACAUGCUUAGAAGCAUAUUCCAUUCACCAAUGUCUUUCUUUGACUCUACACCAGCUGGAAGGAUCUUGAAUCGUGUUUCAAUUGAUCAAAGUGUUGUGGAUCUUGAUAUUCCUUUUAGACUUGGAGGGUUUGCUUCAUCAACAAUACAACUUAUUGGCAUUGUUGCUGUAAUGACAGAUGUUACAUGGCAAGUUUUGCUCCUAGUAGUCCCGUUGGCUAUUAUUUGUUUGUGGAUGCAGAAAUACUACAUGGCUUCCUCAAGGGAAUUAGUACGUAUCGUGAGCAUCCAAAAAUCUCCAAUUAUACAUCUUUUUGGUGAAUCAAUUGCUGGAGCAGCCACCAUUAGAGGUUUUGGACAAGAAAAAAGGUUCAUGAAGAGGAACCUCUAUCUUCUGGAUUGUUUUGCACGACCAUUCUUCUGUAGUCUUGCAGCUAUUGAGUGGCUCUGCCUGCGCAUGGAAUUACUUUCAACCUUUGUAUUUGCUUUCUGCCUGGUAUUACUUGUCAGCCUUCCCCAUGGAAGUAUUGAUCCCAGCAUGGCUGGACUUGCAGUAACAUAUGGCCUGAAUUUAAAUGCACGUCUAUCACGAUGGAUACUUAGCUUUUGCAAACUUGAAAAUAAAAUCAUAUCCAUUGAAAGAAUUUAUCAAUACAGCCAAAUUCCUAGUGAAGCACCAGCAAUUGUUGAAGAUUCUCGUCCUCCAUCCUCAUGGCCUGAGAAUGGGACAAUCCAAUUAAUUGAUCUGAAGGUACGUUACAAGGAAAAUCUUCCCGUGGUGCUUCACGGAGUAUCCUGCACAUUUCCUGGUGGGAAGAAGAUUGGAAUAGUUGGUCGUACUGGCAGUGGCAAAUCUACCUUGAUUCAAGCAUUAUUUCGAUUGGUUGAACCGGAGGCAGGGAGUAUCCUUAUAGACAACAUUAAUAUUUCAUCAAUUGGUCUUCAUGAUCUUAGAAGUCAUUUGAGUAUCAUACCACAAGAUCCAACCUUAUUUGAAGGCACCAUUCGAAGCAAUCUUGAUCCUCUUGAUGAGCACUCUGAUAAAGAGAUUUGGGAGGCCCUUGAUAAGUCACAACUUGGAGAUAUAAUCCGUGAGACAGAGCGAAAGCUUGAUAUGCCAGUGCUGGAGAAUGGAGAUAAUUGGAGUGUAGGACAGUGUCAACUUGUUUCUUUGGGUCGAGCUCUGCUGAAGCAAUCAAAGAUACUUGUACUUGAUGAAGCAACGGCAUCGGUUGAUACUGCUACUGAUAAUCUUAUCCAGAAGAUUAUUCGAAGAGAGUUUAGAGAUUGCACUGUGUGCACUAUUGCACAUCGUAUUCCUACUGUUAUUGACAGUGAUCUAGUGCUGGUACUCAGUGAUGGUCGAGUUGCAGAGUUUGAUAGUCCAUCUAGGCUGUUAGAGGACAAGUCAUCUAUGUUUCUGAAGUUGGUGACGGAGUAUUCAUCGCGGUCAAGUGGCAUACCAGACUUUUAAAAUGGAUGAAAAUGCAUCAAAACCUUCAAUGAUGGAGGUGGUAUGAGCUUAAGAGCCUUCGAAGUUAGUGGGCAGCAAGAGCUCAAGACAUUUCGAGUAGAAACAGUAACGAUGCCUCAGUUGCUGUCACUGCUGCAUUGGAAACAUGCUGAGACAUAAAAUGAGCUGAUGCACGAGUGAGCCCUUAUCGAUUAAGCACUCCAGUGGGAGAAAUUAUUUUCCAGUUUGAAAGUAUCAUCAGUUGGUUCAUCCCCAUAAACCACAUUGAGGAAUUCAUGCAUGGUUGGGGCUUGCUUUGUAACAUGGAAUAAGAUGAUCGCCCUUUACAGGAAAGAAAACAUGGGCGUCUGAAUUGAUUUCAAUAAUGUUGAAUAACAGUUUUGAGAAUGAGGCAGUAGGCUUUUGCUUGCUUAGAAAAGUGUAACCCUUUGUUGGGAUGAAACAAUUUAACAGGAGAAUUUAUUUUUUCAAGGAAUUUAAAAUGAUUCAUGAAAAAAUAGUUUGUUUG
Messenger RNA from Glycine soja, 5756 nucleotides. RefSeq names its product ABC transporter C family member 5-like. Gene Ontology annotation, molecular function: ATP binding; ABC-type transporter activity; ATP hydrolysis activity. Gene Ontology annotation, biological process: transmembrane transport. NCBI's taxonomy places the organism in Eukaryota, Viridiplantae, Streptophyta, Magnoliopsida, Fabales, Fabaceae. The record is from RefSeq and is a predicted model, not a curated record. The transcript has 11 exons. Gene Ontology annotation, cellular component: vacuolar membrane; plant-type vacuole. Bases 695 to 5248 code for a protein of 1517 amino acids.